Lottia gigantea (owl limpet) is the source of this 1008-nucleotide messenger RNA. RefSeq lists its product as hypothetical. The record is from RefSeq and is a predicted model, not a curated record. The transcript has 2 exons. The coding region runs from base 1 to 1008 and encodes 335 amino acids. Lineage: Eukaryota; Metazoa; Mollusca; Gastropoda; Lottiidae.
AUGGCUUUGGAAGCUGGUUCAAAUCCGAUAGAAACAAUUAAACACCCUGGGGAAUUCGACACAAUGUUGAAAACAGUUUUAUAUCCUAAAGAUUUCUAUUCAGUCUCAGGUUGGAUACCCGAUGUUGGCGAUGGAAGUGUUUUAAAAGAACCGAUAAGAAAUCUUGCAAAUGAUGCUGAUUUAGCAGUAAUAACUCCAUCAAUUGAAGUAGAAACGAGAAUAUUCAACUCAUUAACUAAAGAUAUUAAGAUAGCUUUUCUUCAUCGUAAUACGGUAGGUAGCAUGACUUUAACUGGAGAAUCCACCACGUGGCCAAUCACUAACACUAUUAAACCAGCAAGAUAUUUAAUGGUUGGUUUCAGGAACUUACCAGACUCUCAGACGAAUAACAAUAAUGUCUUCAGAGUGGCAAUGAACCAAACUCAAGAUCCUAUAAUGCAUAAAGUUCAAGUAAGAUUAAACAACGAUAAUUAUCCUAACCAACCUUUAACAAUUAAUCCAACUACAAAGGAUUAUAAUGAAUUGUAUAGAAACUAUAAAAACAUGUGUGAAUUAUUUAGUAAUCCACCUCAGUUUGAAUAUGUAGAUUUUGCACUUAAUCAACCAAUCUGCUGUUUUGAUCUAUCAGCUCAUCAAGAAGAUCUUUUCAAAACAGGAGUGAACAUAAAUAUUCAUAUUAAAAAACACAAGGAGAGAGAUGAUAUAGACUUAGAAAGAAUUGACACAAAUGUAAAAAAAAGGUGGAUUUAUAUCUUCCCACCUUUGGUUUUUGAUGGUCUUACCGCGGCGGGUGCAAUAGCUGGAAGUGCAGUUGCUUUAGUAAGUACUGCCAACGAAAAGAAAGCAGCUGAUGCUACAGCCGCCGAAGAACGCAGACAUAAUUUAGUAAUGGAAAAGGAAGCACAGAAAUUACCUUUUGCAAAAAAAAGGUUCAGGAGUGGGAGAUAUGAUAGGCACAAUAAAAGAAUUUGGAAAAAGAUUUGGGGAAGAAACCAAGAAAACUGUUAA